Messenger RNA from Prorocentrum cordatum, 2526 nucleotides. Lineage: Eukaryota; Dinophyceae; Prorocentrales; Prorocentraceae. The record is from the annotation of a GenBank genome assembly.
AUGGCGGUCAGCCAAAGUCUCGUCGGGGGCAGCGCCGCCGAGGGGAGCGAGCUCAUUGCGAAGACUGGGCUCGCUGGACAGCGGGCCAGUGCCGGGCAGGAGCGCAGCUUGGGCAUGAUCCAGGCUGCGGUAGCUGAGCUCGGACGGCCGCCCGCCGACCUGACUCGCCAGGGAGCCCUCGCGGAGCUCCUGGCCAAGCGCAGCUACACCGGCGAGAAGCUCGUGUACCCACACCUGCGUGUUGCGCCGAUGGGGUGGAAUCACGCCUUGUGGUGGUGCCAGCGAAUUCAUGAAUUCCAUGCCUUUCGGCAGCCCGGCGUGUCCCUCUCUAACAAGCUCUCGGAUAAGAAACCCGGGGUGCGUCUGGGCCGCUCGGGGUUUGCUCACACUGAAUACGUAGACAACUUCGCGGCCAUCGGGCGCCAGGCCAAGGAGGUCGACGCUGUGGCCGAUUCCGUUUUAGACGCCCUGACCGCCGCUGGGCUCAGCAUGCAUCCUCGUGAGAGCUCAGUCGGCGGGUCCGUCUUGGGAUGGGAAUUCAGUGACGAGUGCCCUCAGGUUCGUGUGAGCCCUCGCAGAGCGUGGGGACUCCGACUCGGCAUUGAGGGGCCCCUGGAGAAGGGCUUUGCUACAGGCAGGGACCUCGAGGCCAUCAUAGGACAUUUCACGUUCGCCGCUCGAAUUCGGCCAGAGGCCCUGCGUGUGUUCUCUGCUGCGUACGCCUUCAGUCAGCGGGGGGAGCUGGACUUAGCCGCGGCGGCCGGUCUGGACGACCUGGAUCGCGUCGGGACGGCUCGGCACCUGGAAGCCCUCGGCGAGGUGGAUCGGAGCGGGGCCGUCCCGGAGAUCGGGCCCGAAAUCCUUCAGGGAUCCUGGGCCACCGUUUCGGCCGGUCGCUGGAAGCGUCGGGAGGCGAUGCCCAUCUUGGAAGGGCGCGCUCUGGUCUGGGGGGUCCGGCAUGUGAGCCGGGGUUUAAGCGAGUUUGGCAAGCGGAUCCUUUUUCUGACCGACGGGUUGUCCGAGGUCCUGGCCCUUGAGAAGGGCCGAUCGUCGAGCGUGGCCCUGAUGAGAGUGUGCAGGCAGUGGGCGGCGACGGUGUUUGCGGCCGAUCUGUAUCCUCGGGUUCGGUGGAUUCGGUCUGAGUUGAAUGUGGCCGACGAGCCUUCUCGUCGCUAUCAGCCGAAGCCAUUUGGGCUCAAACCUGGGUGCUUUCGGCCUCCGCCAGGUCUGCCUGAGCCGGAUGACGACCGGCCUCCCGCGGCCACUCGCAGGUGCCCCGAUCCCGUCGGCCCCGUGGGAUGCGGCCCUGGCGACCGACAGCCUGGUGAGGCCGGGCGGGGCUGCGGAGCGGCGACCCGUCCAGGGCGAGCCGCCGACCCUGUGGCGAGCGGCGGCGCCGUCACAGGUUGGCGCGCGACCGCGCCCACCCCAUGGGCGGGCCCGGGCAAAGGCAGCGGCGAGACAAGCCAAGCCUCGGCCCGACGAGCUGGCCGCGAGGGGGAAGCGCGCCGCUGCCCGGCAAACGAAUUUCCCGUGGACAAGCGGGCGACAGUCAGCGAGGGCCUCUCGCUGCUCGAGAGGGAGAGCGCGGGCGACCACGACCAGCGGGUCUACCAGUCGGCGCUCGUGGAGUUCAGGAUCUUCUCCGAGACCCUGGGCCUGCGCCUCGAGACCGCUCAGGACUACGACGAGGCAGCCGUGGAGUGGACCUACCCCGCUGUCUUCGACGGCAGCGACGCGCUGGAGGGGACAAGGCUCAAGGCGCGGCUGCUGUACUACUACCCGCGGCUCCUGUCCGUGGCUGGGCUGCCCCAGUUCAGCCGGGCGCUGAGGGGGUGGAGGCGGCUGGGGUCGCCGCGGAGCCAGCUGCCGCUGCCGGGGGAGGUCGCCUGCGCGGUGGCACACAGGCUCGCGGCAAACCAGGACCUGCACGCCGCCCGCCUCGUCUUUGUGAGUUUCGUGUUCGGCCUGCAGCCCGCGGAGCUGGUGUCACUGACCGGGCGGCAAGUGGCGCCGCCGGCGCGGGCGGCCGGCCACGCCGCGUGGUCGCUCGUGCUGUUUCCGAUGGAGGAGGAGACGCCCAGCAAGGACGGCGCCUUCAACGAGAGCGUGCUGGGCGACCUGCCGUUCUGCCACCUCAUCGGGGACGUGCUGAAGCCGCUCGAGGCCGGCGUCGACGACAGGGACCUCGUGGCGCAGGUGCGGCACGUGCAGCUGGCGCAGGCGUUCGGCACGGCGGACCAGCGGCUCGGCCUCGAGGGCCCGCCGGGCCUGUACCAGCUGCGGCACGGCGGAGCGCCCGUCGACCUGGCCAGCUACCGCCGCAGCAUCGCGGAGGUGAGGGCUCGCAGCCGCUGGGCAAGCGACAGCUCGGUGACGGGGUACGGCAAUGGGGGCCGCGUCGCCGACCAGCUGAUCAAGUUGCCACCGCCGUUCCUCGACCACGCCAUCGUCCGCGCCAAGAAGAAUGGCGACAUCCUCUGCGAGCACUGCCGGCCCUUGCCGCCCGUGCGGGCGGGGCCGUAG